ACUAUUUUUUUGUGUAAAAAAAAAUUGCUAACGAUUAACUUCAAAAUGAUUUGUGGCCAAUAUCAUGAUUUUGAAUAAACCCUAAUGUUAAUAAAAGAGUAAAUAGUUAAUUUUUAAUGAACCAAAAAUAACUAACAAAAAAACUUUUGAGGAUCUACCUCUGCUGGGAAGGAAGUAUUCAUGGUAUCAACCAAAUGGCCGAUGCAUGAGUCGCCUAGAUAGGUUUUUAUUCAAUGAUGAAUGGAUAUUGAAAUGGCCUGAUACAAAACAGUGGGGACUUCAAAGAUCUCUGUCAGACCAUUGCCCGAUAUUAGUUAAAAAUGAGGCUAGCAAUUGGGGGCCAAAACCAUUCAAAUUCUUCAAUGCUUGGUUACAUACCCCAGGUUUCACAGACAUGGUUACAGCAAAAUGGAAGGAGUUAGAAAUUCAAGGCUGGGGAGGAUUCAUUUUAAAGGAGAAGCUGAAGAUGACAAAGGACUUUCUCCGAGGGUGGUCAAAGUCCAAUAUACAGGAAGUGGACAGAAAAAUUGAGCAAUCCAGGGAGGAGAUAAACAGAGUUGAUGGCAAAGGAGAAACAAGCAAUCUGUCAAAUGAAGAUGUUAUUUUCAGGAGCUCUCAUUACAUUGAGUUGCUAAAGAAUAUGCAGAUGAAAGAAGAGAUGGCUCAACAGAAAGCUCGGAAAACUUGGCUGAAAUCAGGAGAUGCUAACACUGGUUUUUUCCACAAAUGCAUCAGAGGGAGAUGGCGCAGAAACGAAAUAAAUGUAAUUUCGGUUGAAGGUGAAGAGCUGAGACAAGUUGAAGACAUAAAGCAGGGCGUUAUGAAGUAUUUUGCAAAUUUAUUCUCUGAUGAGGGGUGGCAAAGACCGACUUUAGAGGGGCUAAGCUUCAAAUCUAUUUCAGAGGAGGACAUAAGCAUGCUCAUUGAACCUUUUACAGAAAAAGAAGUAAAAGAGGCGGUAUGGAAUUGUGACAGCACCAAAGCACCGGGACCGGACGGUUUUACUUUUGGCUUUAUAAAAAAUGAAUGGGAGGUGAUUAAAGCAGAUAUCAUGGUCUUCCUCAAGGACUUUCACACAAAUGGAAGGAUGGUAAGGGGUUCUAAUGCUUCUUUCCUGGUUUUGAUUCCGAAGAAAGAGAAUCCUCAAGGCAUAGAAGAGUAUAGACCCAUUUCCUUAAUCGGCUGCAUGUAUAAGAUUCUUGCCAAAGUGUUAGCAAACAGACUCAGUAGAGUACUAAACACAAUUAUAGGGGAGAGUCAAUCUGCUUUCAUCGAAGGAAGACAACUGGUUGACAGUGUUGUUGUGGCAAACGAGGUAAUUGAUGAGGUGAGGAAAAGAAAAUCCCAGUGUUUUGUAUUCAAGAUUGACUUUGAGAAGGCAUAUGAUAAGGUGAGCUGGUCUUUCUUGGACUACAUGAUGGAGAAAAUGGGCUUCGACAAAGUAUGGCGGGAGUGGAUUGCUGAAUGUUUAAGAUCGAAUACUGUAUCCGUGUUAGUUAAUGGAAGUGCUACCAAAGAGUUCUCAAUGUCAAGAGGGCUUCGACAAGGAGAUCCACUAUCUCCAUUUCUGUUCUUAAUGGUGGCAGAAGCUCUAAAUGGACUAACUUCGACAGCAGUAGAAAAGGGUUAUUUCUGUGGAGUAAAAAUAGGAGACGGGGAGUUAGAGAUCAGCCAUCUACAAUUCGCAGAUGACACAAUCUUUAUGGGAGAGGCAACCGAAGACAACAUAUGGAUGAUUAAAUGCAUCAUGAGGGCAUUUGAAUUGGUGUCAGGCUUGAAGCAAACCCAAGGAGAAUAGAUACUUG
Messenger RNA from Rubroshorea leprosula, 1805 nucleotides. The record is from the annotation of a GenBank genome assembly. NCBI's taxonomy places the organism in Eukaryota, Viridiplantae, Streptophyta, Magnoliopsida, Malvales, Dipterocarpaceae.